Messenger RNA from Alternaria atra, 1449 nucleotides. RefSeq lists its product as uncharacterized. Bases 1 to 1449 code for a protein of 482 amino acids. Gene Ontology annotation, molecular function: transmembrane transporter activity. The transcript has a single exon. Gene Ontology annotation, biological process: transmembrane transport. The record is from RefSeq and is a predicted model, not a curated record. Gene Ontology annotation, cellular component: fungal-type vacuole membrane. Lineage: Eukaryota; Fungi; Ascomycota; Dothideomycetes; Pleosporales; Pleosporaceae.
AUGCCGAUCACCAGCGACGGAAGACCUUAUGCAGAACCGGAUGAGAUUUGGGAUGGACUGAGGAGGACGGUGUCAAAGAUGACGGGACGAUCGAAAACCGGGAGCGAGGCGAAACAAUCUACGCAUCAAGAGAUGGAAAUCCGAUCGCAUGGGCGUACACGGUCGCAUCGGACGCAACCCAUUGACGAGCUUGACGAAGAGCCCGGGAUACCCAUUGUUGAUGCCGAAGACGACUUUCCUGAGGGUGGACUUCGGGCAUGGCUCGUUGUCGCAUCGGCAUGCUUGAUGCUAUUCCCUUCGUUUGGGUUUAUGGUUUCCAUUGGCACGCUUCAGGACUAUUGGGGCCAGAACCAGCUCUCGUACAUGUCAGCGCGUGAUAUUGGAUGGAUCCCAUCGGUUUUCGUUUACCUCUCACUUGCGCUGGGCAUCUGGGUGGGACCGCUCUUCGACCGUUAUGGGCCACGAUGGAUCGCGCUGACAGGGAGUGUCAUGUUUCUCUUGAUGAUCUUCCUGCUUGCCGAAUGUGACCAGUUUUGGCAGAUGAUCCUUUGCUGCGGUAUACUGGGCGGGUUUGCUGGCGCCAUGUUGACCACUACGAGUCUCGCAGUAGUCGCGCAUUGGUUCAAGGAGCGACGAGGUCUGACGCAAGGCAUCGCCAUGAUGGGUAGCUCCGCUGGUGGUUUGGCAAUCCCGUUGAUGCUGCGGACCACUCUUCCAAAGUACGGCUACGCAUGGUCGCUCCGGAUACUGGGCUUUGUGUUCCUCUUUUGCUUCAUCGUCGCCAACAUUCUGAUGAAAGCUCGCAUUCCGCCGUCCGCUGCCGCAAAGAACAAAGCCAUAAUCUCCCUCUCCAUCUACGGCGAUUUGCGAUUGAGCUUAUUCACGUUGAGUGUUUUCGGUUUCGAGGUCGUUCUCUUUGGUGGACUGGGCAUUAUGCCUACAUAUGCAACGCUGAGCACCGACUUUCCGCCUGAUACUGGCUUCUAUCUCAUUGCUGUACUCAAUGGUGUAUCUUGCCUCGGACGUCUAUUUCCCGGUUAUGCCGCGGAUAAGAUUGGUCGAUUCAACACCCUGUUCAUCAUGAUCGUCUUCACCUUGCUUUGGAUGCUAGUCUUGUGGUUGCCACUCGGUACAACAUCACUUCCAGCACUGUACGCUUUCGCAGCGCUCUUCGGUUUCGGUACGGGUUCCUGGAUGGCGUUAACGCCUGCAUGCGUAGGACAGCUAUGCAGGGCAGAAGAGUUUGGUCGAUACUAUGGAAGCAUGUACUUCAUUGCUUCCCUUGCGACGCUGGUCUGCAUUCCAAUCAGUGGAGAGCUUGUUCAGACAGUCGGGCCUCAGCCUAUGGUAGCCUUUUUCUGUGCGAUUCUCGGCUUGUCACUGAUCAGCUUCUUGUUCAGUAGGUGGGCGUGUUUGGGAAGGCGUUGGACGCUGAAAGUGAAGGUCUAA